UACAGUAAUGACAGUAGAUGUUGAGUGAUUCAGAAACAAUUCUCCCCACACUCAGCAUUUUCACUACGCGGUACACGCCAGAACAUCAGGGCUACGGUUGUUGGCUAGCUAGCUAACUCUACUGUACCUAUAUUAGGCCAGUGAUGUACUACCUAGCUAUUAUAACAGUUUGGACAUUUAUAACUAUAGUUACAGCUUGAUUGGAAAAAGACUAAUUACCUCAGGAGAGGGAGAUCAAGAAAUUCUACUGCCAUGGGUGCUUUAUUUUCCCGAUGGAAGGUUAAACCAACUACAGUGGAACUUUUAGAAGGCAUUGACAAAGAUAUUAAGGACCUUGAAGAAUUUAGAGCAAAGAAUCAGAGACUGGAGAAGUUGUGGGUGGGAAGACUUCUUCUGUAUUCAUCGGUGCUUUAUCUUAUUACCUGCAUCUGUGUUUAUUUCUGGUAUUUCCCUGAACAAUGGACAGGACGCAUCGUGAUGACUCUGCCCUUAUUUUUGUUUCCUAUAUUAGUGUGGUUUAUGAGGAAACUGUUGAUAUUUCUUUUUUCAAAGCGAACAGAAAAAAACAAUGACAAAUUAGAAGACUUAAAAGCUGAAAAAAGAAAAAUUUUGGAGGAGGUGAUGGAGACAGAAACCUACAAAAAUGCCAAAUCAAUACUGGAGAGGUUUGAUCCAGAAGCCAAGAAGAUAGUGGAAAUGGAAUCCACGCCGAUCAGACCAGGCCAGAUGACUCCUAGACCAGGCCAAGAACUCCGUCAACGCAAUGUAGCCAUGAAGCCUGUCAUGACCCCCACUCCUGGUGUCUGCCCCCCCAUGGACACUGGAGUCACACCAACUGGCCCCCUCCCACACUCUGCCCCAGGAGGACCCCCGGAUAGAGGCCUGUCUGCCACUGUUUCCCAGCAAACCAUGAUGAGGAGAACUCCUAUGGCCCCCUGCAGCCCUAUCCCAGGAAUGGGCAUGCACCCCCCAGGCCCACCCAUGGCCAGACCCAUCCUACCACGUGACAGAGGGGCUGUAGACCGUGUCAUCGAAUACCUUGUGGGAGACGGCCCCCAGAACAGAUAUGCCCUUAUAUGCCAGCAGUGCUUUUCUCAUAAUGGCAUGGCAUUAAAGGAGGAAUUUGAAUAUGUUGCUUUCAGGUGUGCUUACUGUUAUGUCCUAAACCCUGCGAGGAAGACAAGACCACAAGCUCCACAACUCCCAGAAUUUAGCUUUGAGAGGAAAAUGCGCUCAGAAUCGCCUGCCUCAAGACAUUUAGCAACAUUGGUUGCUACUGAUGACAGUGCACCCCCUUCUGGAGCUGAUCAAUGUAAAGGCAGUGGUCCCAUUCAUGAGGCUGCCAGGGCCCCCACUGUACCUUUAGCUACAGCCUGGAGUUCAGUGCACAGUUUUGCCAUCGUUCACAAUCUCCACCAGCGUCCCGUCACAAGACAGCCUGAUGAGAAAGAGCUGGAGCCCCCUUCUGAUAAAGUGUUGGAGCUGCAAGUUGAUGAGUCACAGUCUAUAGAGGAGGCCUCAGAACCCCAGGUAGAGAACCUAGGGGUGACGGAGACAGCACCUGCAGAAGUUCCUGGGAAACCAGAAGUUGUCCCCGAGUUGGAAACAGAGUAGUAAACUGCCUACUGUAUAGCUGCUGAAGUUGCACUGUUUGUUUAGUAUAUUUCUAGGACAUUUCAGAAUUCCUGAUGUUGAUUAAAUUCAAACCAUUCAUUUAAGUUUAAUUUGAAGGUGUUAUCUACAGUGAUGCUUCCCCUAAAUUUCAAAAUGAUAUGUAUAUGUAUUAUCUAUCAUUGCUUGACAGUUACAUUCACAUCAAUAUAAAAUGUGUUUACCUCUUAGCUUUCUUUUAAAUCUGAAUGUGUGGGGUGAGAUCAACAAAAUAGCACCCGAUGAUCAAACUGACUUGCCAAAUCAACUUUUCAUGUAAACAGAUAUUUAUCCAAAUGCGCUGGUAGUCUUGUCUUUCCGAACUUGCACUGAAUGUUUUUAUUUAUUAGGCUUUUCAGUAAAUAGUUACACCGUUUAUUUAUUUACAGCAAUGCUGUUGUGCCUUGCUAUGGACAUUCACUGUUGCUUCUACAUGUAGGUCUGGUUUACAUCUUGAGAGUGAAACAGUUUUGUAGAUACUCUUUAUUUUAACCAAGAAGCAGUUCCAAAAAAAAGUCACAAAAUGGAAAAUGGUUUAUUGUGUUAAUGCCUUAGUAUGUACAUGGCAUGCAAAAUAAAGUUUUAAAAUCAAAA
Molecule: messenger RNA, 2244 nt
Organism: Esox lucius (northern pike)
Lineage: Eukaryota; Metazoa; Chordata; Actinopteri; Esociformes; Esocidae
Gene: lnpkb
Product: lunapark, ER junction formation factor
Exons: 14
Coding region: 253-1614 (453 amino acids)
Biological process (GO): endoplasmic reticulum tubular network organization
Cellular component (GO): endoplasmic reticulum tubular network
Source: RefSeq, a predicted model, not a curated record